CUACCCCAUGGUGCACUUGACAUCAUCUACCAAUCACCCGAAAACUUUAGCAUUUUGGACUUUAAAAUCAAAGUCAAAUGUGAAGUGUUAGACCAUGUCCGUGAUCUCUAUAUUGAUCCUUCCCAUGUUGUAUUUGACUUUGUUCUGCACCUGUUCAGCGAGUUCAUGGAACAUUGCUAUACAGAACUUGGGCACCCUUUGGUUACACGGCAGACUGCCUGGGAUGUAUACCUGCGCUUACUCACCAUAGUGCAGGUCAGCGAGGAGAUACCACACCACAUCAAGCUGUAUGAUGAGGCAGAGCAAGAAUUAACCAUUUUGCUGCUUAUAGAGAACCAUCAAGAGUUGCCCUAUCGUGAAGAUGGCAAUGGCACAUACUAUAUGGGCAGGGUGGGCAGUUGUCUUGGUCUUGGUAUGCCAGUUUUUAUUUUUGACACAAAUGCCAGGGGACCAACAUUUAUAUAG
Suillus clintonianus is the source of this 465-nucleotide messenger RNA. RefSeq lists its product as uncharacterized. The transcript is spliced from 2 exons. The annotation marks the transcript as partial. NCBI's taxonomy places the organism in Eukaryota, Fungi, Basidiomycota, Agaricomycetes, Boletales, Suillaceae. The record is from RefSeq and is a predicted model, not a curated record.